CCAAGCUGACGCUCAUGUGAGGUCCUCCUGGAAGUGAGGUCAGAUGGUCCUGAAGACUGAGCAGGCAGCCGGCAGCCUGGGAUCCACUGAGAAGAAAGAAGACGAAGACAUGAAGAGGAAGAGGGUGCAGCUGCGAGAACGCCUCAGUGUCCGGGACCGUCCUCAUGGCCUAGUUGGUUUACACAAUAUUGGACGGACAUGCUGCCUUAAUACCCUGAUUCAAGUACUCAUUAUGAACAUGCGUUUCACCAAGAUAUUGAAGAGGAUAACAGUGCCACGGGAAGCAGAAGAACAAAAGCGGAGUGUCCCCGUCCAGCUGCUCUUGCUGAUGGAGAAGAUGCAGGACAGCAGGCAGAAAGCCGUGCGGCCCAUGGAACUGGCCUACUGUCUCCAUAAGCGUGACGUGCUGUUGUCUGUCCAGCAUGAUGCUGCUGAACUCUACCUUACAGUCUUGAACCUAAUUAAGGAGCAAAUCACGGAUGCAGACCUGGUGGAAAGGCUGCAGAGUCUGUACAGGAUCCGGAUGAAGGAGUCCCUGGUUUGCCUUGAGUGUGGCCUGGCAAGCAGCCAGUACAGUAACAGGCUCACCCUACCCCUUUCUCUUUUCGAUUUGGACUCAAAGCCUCUGAAAACACUGGAGGAUGCCCUGCGCUGUUUUUUCCAGCCCAAGAAGUUAGCAGGUGAAAGCAAGUGCUUCUGUGAGAACUGUGGAAGGAAGACCUUUAGGAAACAGGUCUUCAAGUUGUCCCAUCUGCCUGAGACCUUGACAAUCCACCUUCUGCGGUUCUCCAACAAAAAUUCAAAGACAGAAAAAGUCUGCCAUUCACUGUAUUUCCCCCAGAGCUUGGAUUUAAAUCAGGUCCUUCUGGAUGAGCAAGAUCUCUGUGAUGUGGAGGAACAGCCCCAGGGACAGUAUGAACUCUUUGCUGUGAUCGCCCACGUGGGAAUGGCUGACUUUGGUCAUUACUGCGCCUAUAUUCGGAAUUCUGCGGAUGGGGAAUGGUUCUGCUUCAACGACUCCAAUGUUUGUUGGGUAUCCUGGGAAGACAUCCGUUGUACCUAUGGAAAUCAGUACUACCGCUGGCAAGAAACUGCAUAUAUUCUGGUUUAUAUGAAGAACGAAUCCUAAUGGCUAUACCUUCAACCUUCAGAGACUCAAAGUAUAGAUGUCUUUACUAUUCCUGUAUAUGAUGACUCUUUUAAGCAAUUUUGCAUCGAGAAGAAGCACCCAUUUCAAAUUCAUAAUAACAAUGGUCUAUGAUUUGCUUAUGAAAAAGAAGGAAAUCUUGUUUUUCUUUUGUGACAACAUGGAUAAACCUGGAGAACAUAAUGCUAAGAGAUAUACAUCAGACAGGAAAAUACUAUCUGAACUCACUUAUUUGUUCAAUCAAAAAAUGCUGAACUUAUAGAGAGCAGAAUGGCACUUAUCAGCGGCUGGAUGGUGUUGAGAACAUGGUCAAAGGGUGCAAACUAUCAUUAUGAGAUAAAUAGCAUGCGGCUCUCAUGAAUAGUACUGUAUUUGUGCACUUGAAUUUUGCUAAGGGAGUAGAUCCUAAAUAUUCAUACCACAUGGAGAAAAAAGGAACUACUUGAAGUGCUGGAUGUGUUAACUGACUUAGUUAAGGUGAACAUUUCACAAUGUAUAUGUGUAUAAAAUCAUCACUCUGUGUACUUUUCAUAUAAAUACAAUUUCAUUGUCAUUUAUUCCUCAGUGUUUGCUAGAAAAAAUGACUUAUUAC
Talpa occidentalis (Iberian mole) is the source of this 1739-nucleotide messenger RNA. It is a transcript of the gene USP18, whose product is annotated as ubiquitin specific peptidase 18. Gene Ontology annotation, cellular component: cytosol; nucleus. Gene Ontology annotation, biological process: protein deubiquitination. Lineage: Eukaryota; Metazoa; Chordata; Mammalia; Eulipotyphla; Talpidae. The coding region runs from base 44 to 1129 and encodes 361 amino acids. The record is from RefSeq and is a predicted model, not a curated record. The transcript has 11 exons. Gene Ontology annotation, molecular function: cysteine-type deubiquitinase activity; cysteine-type endopeptidase activity.